GAGACGCCGACGACCAACCAAACCAAGCCUAUAUUGUCUGUCGACUUUUCUCUCUCUCUCUCUCUCUCUCUCUCUCUCUCUCUCUCUCUCAGAGGCACACCACGCCACUCUCUCUUCGAUUCAGCUUCAGCUAAAUCCAGUUCUAACCGCAGAUCGUGCUUUUGCUUUUGUGUUUGUGAAGCACUUCUCUACUUGCGCUUCCUCUUCUCCAACCUGAUUCGAUUCCCUUGCUGCUAAAUUCUUUGAGUGAGAGAGAGGAUGUCGGGUGGCACGCAGAAGAGUCUGAGAAAAGCACUUGGAGCCCUUAAGGACACCACAACGGUCUCGUUGGCUAAGGUCAACAGUGAUUACAAGGAAUUGGACAUUGCUAUAGUUAGAGCCACAAAUCAUGUUGAACGUCCUGCAAAGGAAAAACACAUAAGAGCUAUAUUUGCAGCUAUCUCAGCUACAAGACCUAGGGCCGAUGUUGCCUAUUGCAUCCAUGCUCUUGCACGACGUUUAUCAAAGACGCAUAACUGGGCGGUUGCACUGAAAACUUUAAUUGUGAUUCACCGUGCUCUAAGGGAAGUGGAUCCUACAUUUCAUGAAGAACUCAUUAAUUAUGGGAGAAGUAGAAGUCAUAUGCUCAACAUGGCUCAUUUUAAAGAUGAUUCCAGUCCAAAUGCAUGGGAUUAUUCUGCAUGGGUCCGCACUUAUGCAUUGUUUUUAGAGGAAAGGUUGGAAUGUUUUCGUGUGCUGAAGUAUGACAUUGAGGCAGACCGUCCUAGGACCAAAGAUCUGGAUACUGCAGAACUGUUACAGCAGUUGCCAUCUUUACAACAACUUCUCUUCCGUGUUAUUGGUUGCCAGCCACAAGGGGCAGCUGUAAAUAACUUUGUCAUUCAGUUAGCACUCUCAAUGGUUGCUUCGGAAAGCAUUAAAAUUUAUCAAGCUAUUAGUGAUGGCACAGUCAAUAUGGUUGAUAAGUUUUUUGAGAUGCAACGGGAUGAUGCUUUGAAAGCUCUUGAUAUAUACAGGAGGGUUGGGCAGCAGGCUGAGAGACUGUCAGAAUUUUAUGAAAUAUGCCGUAAUCUUGAUAUUGGACGGGGAGAGAAGUUUAUUAAAGUUGAGCAGCCCCCUUUGUCAUUUCUGCAAGCCAUGGAAGAGUAUGUCAAAGAUGCUCCACAGGGACCAAUAGUUCGCAAGGAUCAGGCUAUUGAAAACAAAGAAGUUUUGGCUAUUGAAUACAAAAAGACAACAGAAGUGCAAGAGGAACGUCCACCCUCACCCUCCCCCUCCCCCUCACCCCCUCCCGCUCCACCUUCUGAACCUGUUAAAGUGGAAGCACCACCAGUACAACCACCACCUGAUCUGUUGAAUUUGGAGGAUCCUGCUCCAGCUGCUUCAGAGUUGGAUGAGAAGAAUGCAUUGGCUUUAGCCAUUGUUCCCGUUGCUGUUGAACAACAACCUUCUGCUGUUUCAAAUCAAGCAAAUGGAACUACAGGAUGGGAAUUGGCACUUGUUACUGCUCCUAGUUCAAAUGAGAGUGCUACCACAGCUAGCAAACUGGCUGGAGGUUUGGACAAGCUUACACUAGACAGCCUAUACGACGAUGCACUCCGGAGAAACAACCAAAAUGUCAGCUACAAUCCAUGGGAGCCAGCACCAGGUGGAAACAUGAUGCAACCAACAAUGCAUGAUCCAUUUUUCACCUCUAAUACCGUUGCCGCUCCACAUUCUGUUCAGAUGGCUGCUAUGUCCAACCAGCAGCAAGCUUUCAUGUUCCAACAGCAGCAGCAAAUGAUGAUGAUGCCCCCACAACAACAAUCUGGAAAUCCUUUCGGAAAUCCUUAUGGAGCCGCCACUGUCCACCCCUACGGCCCAGGUAUGCCUGUUCAAUCAUACAAUCCAUAUACAGGUCUCAUCUAGCCAUUUCAUGUGGAAAACAAAUCCUUAAUAAGCUCAAGGAAAAAACAAAUGGAUACUCUCAGCCUUUGGUUCUGAGAUUGGGAAACGUGAAGAAGAAUAGACUUGUAUCAUACGUUGUGUGUGUGCCAUAGUUAGCUAGAGUGAAAUUCUUUUUGAAUAAUUAGCGGAGGGAGGGUUUUGAUUAUAUGAUUUUUUAUGUACAAGGUUAAUUAACGAGCUUUGAUUCAAACCUCUUAGUUUCUUUUGUCCCUGGUUGAUUACUUCAACGCUUUAGCAGAAAAUUUGUUCUUGAUAUAUUGGACUAUAUUGUUCUCAGUUGCCAUUUCCUGUAUAUGGUGGGGAAGUAUAUUCAUUAUGUGAUUGUUAUACAAUUUGUUCGAUGAAAAUACGUCAAGUCUAAUAAAUGAGUCAUUUUGGUUUGAGGAACAA
Molecule: messenger RNA, 2337 nt
Organism: Cajanus cajan (pigeon pea)
Lineage: Eukaryota; Viridiplantae; Streptophyta; Magnoliopsida; Fabales; Fabaceae
Product: ENTH/ANTH/VHS superfamily protein
Biological process (GO): clathrin coat assembly; clathrin-dependent endocytosis; vesicle budding from membrane
Cellular component (GO): clathrin-coated vesicle; clathrin-coated pit
Molecular function (GO): 1-phosphatidylinositol binding; SNARE binding; clathrin heavy chain binding
Source: RefSeq, a predicted model, not a curated record